AUGGGGUAUAAAAGGCACCAGUUGCCAACAGAAAACACACUCCUCACAAUGGAGCUUCUGGUUCUCAUCUUUACUCUACUAGUCGGUGCGUCUGCAAAGCCCCAGGGCUAUGAUUUGGCCCCGCCUUCCGGUCCAUCUCUGCUCCCACGAAGAUGUAGUACCGGACAGGUAUUGCAUGUGGACGGCAGAUGCGUAACUCCGCGAGAAAACCGUCGUGUCUUCUUGUAUGAUGUACCAAAAACUCCAACUCCUUCAGGUCCUCCACCUUUUAUUCCUGCACCAACCGUGGAGAAAAAUCUUUUGUUCAUCCGAACUCCCGAAGGAGGAGUAGGACCAGAUCCCAUCAUUGUUCCUCCACCACGCCAGGAACAUGUCGUGUACAUCCUCAAUAAACAGUCUGAUGAGGGCCAAAAGGUGAUUCAGGUUCCAGCACCACCGCCGUCUGAUCCUGAAGUUUACUUUGUCAAUUACGCAGAAGGAGAGAACCCAACCCUUCCCAGCGGAGUGGAUCUGCAGACUGCUUUGAAUGCUGCUUCUGAGACAAGCGGCAAUGGGUUUGGAAGUAUCACCAGUACUGGAAGCAGUAAUGGUUUCGGAAGCAUUAAUGGGUUCGCAGGUACCAGUGGUGUAAGCAGCAAUGGUUUUGGUAGUACUAACGGCUUUGGAAAUACUAAUGGAAUUUCCAGCAUCAGUGCUCUGACUAGUGAAUUUGCAGGCAAUAAUGGUUUGAGCAGUAAUGGUUUCGGGAGUAACAUUGGUUUCGGAGGUAGUAAUGGUUUCGGAAGUAGCAACGGUUUGGGAAGCAGCAAUGGUUUCGAGAGUACCACUGGUCUUGGCGCCAUCGGUUUGGGUGGCAGCAGCGUCAGCAAACUUUCAGCCAAUGGACAAGUUUCCUCACCGUCACGUCUGUACAGAGCACCCUAA
Molecule: messenger RNA, 924 nt
Organism: Penaeus monodon (black tiger shrimp)
Lineage: Eukaryota; Metazoa; Arthropoda; Malacostraca; Decapoda; Penaeidae
Product: ATP-dependent RNA helicase A-like
Exons: 3
Coding region: 1-924 (307 amino acids)
Source: RefSeq, a predicted model, not a curated record